Paramecium sonneborni is the source of this 141-nucleotide messenger RNA. Lineage: Eukaryota; Ciliophora; Oligohymenophorea; Peniculida; Parameciidae. The record is from the annotation of a GenBank genome assembly.
AUGGGUUUAUCUACUUAUAAUCCUGCUAAUCAAGUAAGAUAAUCAUUUUGUGGAACUGUUGAUUAUAUAUCUCCAGAAAUUGCUGCAGGAGAGAUUAUGAUCAUACAGUAGAUUUAUGGGUUAUUGGAAUUUUAGCAUUGA